Molecule: messenger RNA, 1560 nt
Organism: Adineta ricciae
Lineage: Eukaryota; Metazoa; Rotifera; Eurotatoria; Adinetida; Adinetidae
Source: the annotation of a GenBank genome assembly
AUGUUACAACGUUCUCGUGUCUUUCCCUUAUCUUGUCUUCUUUUUCGGGUUGCAUCAAUACAUUAUGGCGGUCAGACGACCAACAAUUUUGGAUAUGCUAUCAUCAAGAUUGGAAUCUUUGCCAUCGAACCAUCAUCUGGCUUGAUCAAUCUAAUACGACGAAAUUCUUAUAUUGAAGAUGAUGAAAAUAUAUCUUCGGCAGAUGUUACAGAAACUGAUGAUUCACAAAAUGACGAUUCAGUGGAUGACGGAUUAAAAAGUGAGCCACACGCUACCCCAAGACCUUCAAUGGUCAAAAAUUUCGACGAACUAAAUUCUGUCAGUACUGUUGACGAUGAGGAAGCACAAAUGAAUUUACUUAAGACUCCCUUGAAACAUCUAUUCAUUCUAAGUGAAAACGGUAAACCCGUAUUUACACGAUAUGGAGAUGAGGAUCUUUUGGUGACUCUAAUGGGUGUUAUGCAAACACUUGUGUCGUUUGCUGAGUUGGCUGAUUCUAGUCAACUGACUUAUUUGAAAGCGGGCCGUAAUCGUAUCGCAUUUCUACAUCGCGAGCCAUUGAUAUUCGUUUUAGUAACACAUACUAACGAACAUUCGAUGUGUCUUAUUCAACAACUAACAUAUGCUUAUCAUCAAAUCAUAAGUACAUUGACAUUAAGUCGUAUUAAACAGAAAUUUGCUGUCCAACCAAAUUUCGACCUACGUCGAUGGCUAUCGAGUGCCGAAAAGAAAUUGUUAAUGAAUAUAAUCGAUAUGUAUGAACAUGACAUGGGAAUGUUAAUGACAUCAGCGCGAUGUUUGAUCAUGUCACCAAGUGUUCGGAGUCAAAUUGGCCAAAUUGUUGCCCUAACCAUUCGAGGGCAAAAGGAUAUGCUAUUUGCUAUUAUAUUCGCCCAUGGUCAUUUAGUUUCAAUCGCUCGUUUGAGAAAUUAUCAUUUACAUCCAGCGGAUCUUUAUCUUCUAAUCAAUCUGGUCAACAGCUCGGAUGCUUUCAAAGGCGUCGAAUCUUGGGUGCCCGUGUGUUUACCGCGAUUUGAUACCAGUGGGUGUCUACACGCACACAUCUCGUAUCUAGAUGAUGCUUGUGACGUAUGUUUCGUCUUGUUAACUGUGAAUCCUGAACAUUUUCAAAUUCUGUCCGACUUUAAGCAAACGAUUGCGAACAAACUGAGAAAACAAAAUUUAAUUACACAAAUUAAACAAGCAUUAGAAAGAGAGCGUCUCUUAUCAGAUGAAAUGGCAUGUCCUGAAUUACGCUAUUUUGCGUACAAAUCACGAGGUUUAAGUCAAUAUAUUUCGUCGAAACUACUAAAACCUUAUCUGACUAACGAUCAGCAUGUUCGAUUAUUUGAACUGAUUCGUUUUGUUUACGGACGACUUCACCAUCCGACUCAUCAAUUAAAACUCGUCUAUUAUGUAACCGAGCACGAAGCAAUACUCGGAUGGGUUUGUUUCCUUUUUGUUCAUCACUCGGAAGGAAGAUUUCGGUUUCUUUUUCGUUUAGUUGGCACCGGGCUUCGAAUUGCAUGUAGUGUUUUCGCCGUUAAUUACAUUGGAUAA